Molecule: messenger RNA, 6191 nt
Organism: Urocitellus parryii (Arctic ground squirrel)
Lineage: Eukaryota; Metazoa; Chordata; Mammalia; Rodentia; Sciuridae
Source: RefSeq, a predicted model, not a curated record
GCCKAGCCGCCACGGCCGACGGUGGCUGCCUCCGCCUGUGGCCGCCGGAAGCUGGGCCUGUCGCGGGGCGGCCGCGCGGCUGAGUGCUAGGAUGGCGCGCCAGGUGCCCAUCAGCUUCAUGGACUUGGCCGUGCGGUUCUCCGAGGAGGAGUGGAGGCUGCUGGAGGAGCGGCAGCGGGAGUUCUACCGAGACGUGAUGCGGGAGAACUACGAGACGCUGGUCUCCGUGGGGACAGAUGAGCUGCUUCCCCUUUCUGCUUUUCUGUCACCUACGGAGCCUGGAGCAGCUAUGGGAGGAGGGAGUAGAGGUGAUGAGGGGCAGGAGCCUCCUGUAAAGGGAAGCCCCCAGGGAAGACAGCCUCGGCACAGCCUGCACCUUACCGCCCUGGUUCAGUUGGUGAAGGGGAUCCCAGAGUUCUUGUUCCGGGAAGUCAAGGGCACUGAGGACAGCCCUGAGAGCGGGGGAACCAGCCUGGACGGGGAAAGAGCGAGCCCUGAGGUGACCAUGGAAGAGGAGUCUUGCCCUCCCCCAGGUCUGCUCAGCUGCCUUCCGGACAGCCCUGUGAGCCAGCCCAGCCUGGCCACUACACCGACCAGCAGUUCGUCCUCCAGUGGCCCGCCUGGAGAUGGGGGGCCCGGAAGGCCCCUCCUCAUCAAAACUGUGGACAAACCAUGGCCCACAGGAAGGGGAGGCCCAGGAACGCCUGCUGAGGAGCUGAGCCCUCCCACCUGCAGCUCUGGCCAGAGGAAGAGCCACCAAACCCAGGAGAGAGGGACCCCAGGGACUGGAGUCUCUCCUGGGAAUAGCCCCUUGCAAGGCCUCAUCAACUGCCUGAAAGAAAUCCUUGUGCCUGGGCCCCAGAAUGCUGAGGCAGCACCAAACUUACUACCUGCUGUCCCUCUCCUGGGUGCAUCAAGGUUGACCGUGGUGAAGCCGGGGCCAGCAGGGCCAGCAAGCCCACCCUGGCCAGUGAAGACUGAGUCACCUUCGGGGGAUCCUCCUCUCCAGGGUCUGCUGAACUGUCUGAAGGAGAUCCCAGAGGCCCAGGACAGGUGUCCCAACCCCUCAGGAGCAGGGGACCUGCUGCUACAAGAGGAUCCAGGGACCUUGAAUAAGAAUUCUGAAGGGUCCAGACACCUCCAGACCCCUCCUUCCUGCCCUGGUACUGAAGCUGGCAGCUCAUUCACUGUGGUCAAGGUAGAGGACAGCUGGUCCCAGAGCCACUUGGAGCCUGUAUCCUGCCAGCUUGGUAGGCAGGGCCAUGGCCUCUCUGCUACCAGAGACACCAAAGGGAUCGGAACACACUGCUGGGGCCCCACAGCUCAAGCCAGCAGGGCCUCAAGCUCACCACUGGCAGCUCUGGAGGCCUGUCUGAAAGGCAUUCCCCCAGGUGGGUCAUCACCACUCCGGACACUGGCCACCUCUGUGUCCCAGCGGUCAGAGCUGCAGUCUCAAGGAUCACACAGUGAAGAGGCCACCAAGGAGCCACCCCUGCCUCUGGGCCUGCAGGGCUAUGUGAGAGAGAGUCUGGCUCAACCCUCAGGCUCCCGAGGCACCCCCACCAGCUUUUCCUCAGCCUGCAGCACCGAUGGGGACCUGGAAUUUGGGAGUCCUGCGGGGAGCCAGGGACAGCGGCCUGGAAAAGGAUGCCUGCCAGGAAGCUCCCCACUCCAGGGGCUGGAGAACUGUCUCAAAGAGCUGCCGGUACCCAGGCAGCAGCCUGCCCGGGCUUGCUUCUCAGCAGCAGACAGGGAGCCCAGGAGAGUGGAACCUAAGAAUUGGAUGGCGUACAAGGAAGGACUGAGGGGUGAGGCCUCUGAGUCAUCCUGCCUCAGACAGGGUGGAGAAGUGCCUGCCGGGAGCCUGCAUCUGACCAGCCCACAGGCCUUCACCUCCAGCUACAUCCGCACCUGCCACCAAGGGUUCAAAGAACAGGGGACCAUCAGGCAGGAGCCGUGGAAAUGGCUGCAAGAUGGGGCAGCCCCCAGGCCCUCCCCACUGCACUGUCUAGAGACCUCUCUGAGGGGGAUCUUGCCUGUGAGGCCCUUGCGCUUUGCCUGCUUGGUGGGCCCUGGCCCUGGCCCUGGCCCCAGCCCCAGCCCUGGCGCCAGCUCAAGCCUCAGCAGCUCUGAUGAAGAUGCACGGAUGGAACCCGAGCCCUGGCGGCCACCCCUUCAGGAGAUAGAGCACCUUCGCAGCUGCAAGCAUCCAGUUCCUCUGUCCCCUGGCCCUGGUAGGUCCCCCAGAGGCAACAUUGGCAGCAGCCCUCGUGACGGGCAUGAUAGAAGAGAGCUUGAGGACCGCAGUGGCCUUGGUGCAGGAAAAGCAGAAGGGACAGGAGGCAAGUCCCGGUCACCCAGGAGAGAAGAGGCUGCAGAGAGUGCCUGCCUACCCAUCCCUCUCAGCAGUGCCGCAGGAGGAGGAGAGGCAGCAGGGCAUCCCUGGCCUGCCCCUCAGCUGGAAGAAAGGCCCGGGUCCGGGGGAGGUGAAGAACCCAGAAGCCUAGAGCCUGGAUGUGGAAGGCACAGUGUUGCAGCCAGGACCCAAAGGAGGCAGCUCCCCAGGGACCCACCUGAGCCACCCAGCAAGUGUCCCCCUCCAGCAGCUGACUCACCGUUGUGGCCAGCUGCCUCCCCGCAGCCACCAUGCCCCUGUGGGAGGCCCCUGCAACAGGAGCUGCACAGUCUUGGUGCUGCGCUCACAGAGAAGCUGGACCAGCUGGCCACAGCCCUGGCAGGACUGGCUCAGGAAGUAGCCACAAUGAGGACCCAAGUGGAUCGGCUGGGGAGGCGCCACCAGGGUCCUGGGCCAAAGCGCCAGGCUUCCUGGCCCUGGUCACUCCCCCGGGGGCCUCGCUGGGCCAAUGGACUGGGUCACAGACACGUGCCCUCCUGGAGGCAAAAGGGCCCUGCCAGACCUAAACCAAAGAUCCUGCGGGUCCAAGCAGAAGGCUGCCGGACAGGUGACCCCCUGGGACUCCCCAGAGGGAGGGUCCACCUGGUGCCCCCUGAUGCUGCCCCAGCAGAACCUUCCAGACCCAGACCCAGCCCAUCUCAGCAGCUCCCCUCCAUGGCACCCAACUGCCACACUGUGCUGACUGGGCACCCCCUUCUUGGACAUCCUGGGUGCCAAGGCCCUCUCCCCACUUUUGUGCCUGCUGCCUCCCCCCUGAUGUCUCUUGCAACAAGUGCAGACAUGGAGCCACUGCCUGCAGGGGCAGCACCAGUCAGGGUCCAAACCAGGCAAAGAUCUUUGCAGCCUGUGGGAGAGCCCUCCUGGGGACCCUCUGGGGUGGUGAACACAGGAGCCCACGGUGAGGCCCCUCAGCAGCUCAGCUGUCUGAGGACACAGGCACCCCGGGUGCCCCUUGCCAGCCCCAGGCUGCCCUCUGCCAGGGUGGGCCUUCCUCCCCUGCUCUGCUGGCAUCCCCUUGCCAGAUGCCCGCCCUUUGCCCUGGUAGUGCCAGCUCAGUGGCGUCUGCUCAGGAGGUUGCUGUGGGGUGCACUCCUCACUAUGCCUCUGGUGUCUUGGCUCAGGUUCAGUCAGAUGCUGCUCCCUCCUAUCCUCACGAGGACCAUCCACACUCAGGUGGUGGUGUGCGUGCACACAGAGCCGUGUAUGGUGACCAUGAGGCCCUUUCCCUGACCACUGCCCCUCCUGAUCUUGGAGCCCAGCAGAGGGCUGGGCCCUUGCUUUCCUGGAGUAAAUGCUGACACAUGUGGUUUUGAGAGAACUCUGCCCUGCGGUCUAAGCUGGAUGACCAGUGUGGGUUCUAAAGGACGUUAGCUGCUGAGGAAGGGCCCUUGGCUCCUAUAGGAAGGCACUUGGUGGGGGCCCACACUGGGGCAUGGUUGGCUGGRCUGGGCCCCCAGUACAGUGGGGACAGUGCAGCUCAGUGUCCCACAUACAUGCACUUCUGGAGACGCCAAGGCACCUUAGCAGUGCUGCUCCCAAGGGGCUAGCCUGGGGCUGCCCAACAAGUGCACAGGCUGGCGUUGCACGCCCGAAGCCUGAGCUCAGGAUCCUCAGGGUUGGUUCUUUCUGCUGGCCACGAGGGCAGGUCUGUACCAGACUCUGUGCACAGGCACAGAGAGGUGCCAUCUUUGUAUCUGCAGUGUCUCGUGCAUCUCUGUCUCCGGGUACCUGCUUUGUGUCAGGGUGCCAGCUGUGUUGGGGAGGCCUGCCCACUUCUAUAAAGACCCUCUCUUUAAGUAAGGCCUGAGGUCCUGGGCACAGGCUGGGACACCGGCCCAUAACACACAAGGGAAUGGGGUCAGUCUUGGGUUUGUGUUGGACACCAGUGGCAUGACCACUGUCACUAAGCAGGCUCCUGCCCUGCUGGGUGGGACAGACCAGCCUGUGGCCCCGUCGUGGACACUGGACAGUGCUCCAGUGCCGCUCACCUCAUCUCCAGAGCCAGGGCUCCACCCACAUCCUCAUUUAAUCUGAAGAACGUCCAGGAAUUGUGCCAAUGCACACAGGGCCCUGGGGACCCUGGGUGCCCCUGCUGAAGCCCAAGGCCACAAGGGACCUCUGUCCACAAUGACCAUGCAAGCUGCUUUGCCCAGUGUGUCCCUAAGGCGUGGGCCACUGGAGACAGCUGUGACCUGGUGCCCCUCCAGGUCCUGCAUGGGACUCACCCCUCCUUGCUGCUGGCUGCCAGUGGUGUGUCAGCAGAGCAGCCCGGGGCAGAGACCACCACAAAGGGGCAUUGAAGGUGCUUACAGGACCAGAGCAAGUGCCGAGCCGGUGGCGUGGAAGUCAGCAUGCGUCAGAUUGUGUAGGCAGGAUGUUGACUGGAAGAAGUGGCCUCUCCCCAGCUGUGCUGACAGGACGGGAAAGUCCUCAGCUCCUGUUCCAGAGUAGCACUGGGCACUUUUCAGCACCAACAGGCAGGGGUAGGACGCAGACUGGCUGGAGAGGUGUCCCACGAGGUGGCCCUUGCCUGGAGGGAGGGAAUUCUGUCCAUCUGCUGAAACACGCCCUCUCCUCUCUCCUCUCCCUUCUAAGCAGGCCAGUGGGAAGGGUCCCACUUUUAGUGGGACAUCAAGGUAGCUUUUGUCCCCUGGGCUUUACAGACAGGCAGCACAUGAGCCCUGUGCCACAGGGGCAAAGGGACAGUUUGGCACAUGAAAUACUUGCUCAGGGUCACAGCUGCUGAUGGUAGAGCUGGAAAGAGCUAGCAUUCUUCUCAUUGUGCCCAGCACUUGGCCCCUCCUCCUCCGUGAGCCACCUCCUCCUGCCUGAGCCUGUCCCUGACAGGAGAGUCAGGACUGACCCAGCCCAGGUUGUCCAGGGCUCACCAGACUACUGUGGUCGAAGAAGUGUGGACCAUGGGAUGUGAAUGGUCAAAUGGUAGGAAGCUCCCUGAUGGGCAGCUGUGUUCAUCUUGCAGGAAGCAGGUCUCUAGCGUCUUCCACAACUGCUAGCUGAAGAGCCUUCUAGAGUCUGAUUUGAUGAGAGGCUAUAUACAAUAUAAGUAUUUGGUGCUGUGUCCAGCUGCUGUGCAGGGGCUCUUUUGGAAAAGAAAUAUAGCCACUUUGAGGAAAACAGGACCUUUCUGAGGGGCCCGGAGGUGGGGACAACCAAGGCUCCAGGUCUGCAUGCCACCAUCCUGGGAAGCAGCUCCCAGCUGGCCUGAGUGCAGGUCCUCCCUCCCUCCCUCCCCACCCAGCUCAUGAGGGGCCCUCCUCCUACUCCAUCUCACCCUGCCAGCCCAGGCCCUCAUGAGGCAGGAAAGUGGGAAGGUCCCACUCAGAUGUGAGUAGUUUUCCCAUAUCCCCACCCAAGCCACCCCUAAGUGUCCAGUGGAAUUGGGGGAGAGAGUACAGGGACCACAGUUCACUGCCUGUCAACACCAUGCAGUUCACUGCUCCCUCCUAAAGGGGCCUCAUGCACUGGUAGCCAGAUUGCUCUUGGGUUUGUUAAUACUUUUUUAGAUAUUGAUGAAGCUUUAUUUUAUUUAUUUGUAUGCGGUGCUGAGAAUCGAACCCAGGGCUUUACACAGGRUAGGCAAGUGCUCUACCCCUGAGCCACAACCCCAGCCCCGCCAGAUUGCUCUUGACCUCACAUCUCCAUGUGUUAAAUGUGCCUCCUAUCAACCAUUUACAUGUGGAUUUUAUCUCAUAAUCCAUCUUAAAUUUUAUUCUGGGACCCCUUAACCCAUUUAAAUGUAACAAUUACAGAUAAU